AUGGCUCGUAAUGAGGAGAAAGCACAAUCAAUGUUGUACCGGUUCAGAGAGGCUCAGGCAGCCGAGUUGGGUCUCGGUACAAGAGCAGACCGGAGGCCUCGUAUGGCUAGCGCGUGCAAGAGCUUAAGGGACUGUGAGCGCUGGAGAGGAGAAAUUCUGCGGGAGAUCAGCAGGAAAGUAUCAAAGAUUCAGGAUGCUGGCCUGACGGACUACGAAGUCCGUGAUUUGAACGAUGAGAUCAACAAGCUCAUGCGAGAAAAACGGCAUUGGGAGAACCAAAUUGUCGCGUUGGGUGGUGCAAAUUAUCGACGAAAUGUAGCCAUGUUAGAUGACGAUGGAAAGGAAGUGCCCGGUACAAAGGGAUAUAAAUACUUUGGACGCGCCAAAGACUUGCCUGGUGUUCGUGAAUUGUUCCAAAGUCGCAAAAAUGAAGAGGAGGAGGAAAACCAAGCCCUCGCUUUCUACAAGAAGUUCAUGAAUCAGGGGCCGGCCUAUUAUGGCGACCUUGAUGAAGAAGAUGGAAAGCUGCUGGAGUACGAACGGAAAGCCGAGGAGGAAGACUGGGAAGAAGCAUUCCUCGAUCUUCGCGAAAUACUUGAUCUUCCAUCUGACACACCAACACCUAAAAUUCCACGUCCAGACGCGGCAACACAUGCUACUUCAUCUGACUCUCAAAAUCAAUCCGCAGCGUCAUCGAAAAGAAAAGCUGCGUCUGAGGAUGUCGAUAUGGACACAAGUGGCGAUGAUACCAAGAAAGUCAAGACUGUCGUUGCUGCAAAGGGUACCCCUGCUGUUGAACCCUCAUCUGCCGCCGAGAUGUCACGGAUGCACGCCCAAGCCGCGGCGGCAUAUAUACCGUUCCUCGACGUCGAGCACCUACUUCCUCCCAAACUGCCGACGCACAGUGAAAUGGAAGGCGUCCUAUUGACUUUACGCAAGAAAGCCCUUGUUGACGAAUAUUUCGGCGAUGCUUCAUAA
Messenger RNA from Psilocybe cubensis, 978 nucleotides. RefSeq lists its product as uncharacterized. The transcript has 5 exons. Gene Ontology annotation, cellular component: post-spliceosomal complex; catalytic step 2 spliceosome; Prp19 complex. The coding region runs from base 1 to 978 and encodes 325 amino acids. The record is from RefSeq and is a predicted model, not a curated record. Gene Ontology annotation, biological process: mRNA 3'-splice site recognition; generation of catalytic spliceosome for second transesterification step. Lineage: Eukaryota; Fungi; Basidiomycota; Agaricomycetes; Agaricales; Agrocybaceae.